This is a messenger RNA of Bufo bufo (common toad), 936 nucleotides long. Its product is annotated as olfactory receptor 5V1-like. The coding region runs from base 1 to 936 and encodes 311 amino acids. Lineage: Eukaryota; Metazoa; Chordata; Amphibia; Anura; Bufonidae. Gene Ontology annotation, molecular function: olfactory receptor activity; G protein-coupled receptor activity. Gene Ontology annotation, cellular component: membrane. The transcript has a single exon. The record is from RefSeq and is a predicted model, not a curated record. Gene Ontology annotation, biological process: G protein-coupled receptor signaling pathway.
AUGAAUCUGAAGGAUAACCUGACCUAUGAGUUUCACCUGACAGCAUUUUCCAAUUCGACCGAAAAUCACAUAUUACUUUUCUUUAUUUUUUUAAUGAUCUACUUGACUGGAGUGUUGGGAAACACCAUUAUCAUUACCUCUGUGAUUAUCGAUACCCAUCUACAUACCCCCAUGUACAUUCUCCUUUGCAACUUAUCAUCAGUAGACCUAAUAUUCAACUCAUCCACCAUCCCAAAACUUAUGGACAUUUUACUCUCUGGGAAGGACUCAAUAUCCUUUGUACAAUGCUUCAUUCAACUAUUCUUUUACAUGUUUGCGGCUAGCACAGAAGACAUGUUGUUGUCUUUGAUGGCCUAUGACCGAUAUGUGGCUGUCUGUAAACCCUUACAUUACCACAUGAUCAUGCAUAAGAAGAAGUAUAUCCUUUUCUUACUGGGCAUUUGGAUAUCAGGAUGUGCCAACUCUUUAUUUCUGACCUUCUCAAUCUACCAUUUGGAUCUAUGUCCUUCUAAUAAGAUACAACAUUUCUUCUGUGAUAUUAAGGCUUUGGCGAAGAUAACUUGUAGUCAUACCCAAUUUUACAUCCUACUAUACCUUGAAAGUGUGAUUCUUGGACUCUUUCCAUUUUUGCUCAGCUUAACAUCCUAUAUUAAGAUCAUUCUUAUCAUCCUAAGCAUCAGGUCUGCCAGUGGUAGAUGGAAGGCAUUCUCCACAUGCACAUCCCACCUGGUUGUGUUAAUCCUUUUCUAUGGUGUGGCCUUAUGUAUGUAUGUGAAGCCUCCUUCAGGACACUAUGAGAAGCAAGACUUGGUGUUUUCCAUAAUGUACACCGCAGUAACUCCAAUGUUAAAUCCAUUAAUUUACACUCUAAGAAAUAAAGAGGUGAAGACAGCACUAUCAAGGAUCUUUAAAAUAAACAAGAAAAACCUUGCUUAA